AUGGAAAGUGAAGGGAAGCCUGAAUUUGGGCCGCGCUACUUUGAGCUCAACACGGGUGCCAAAAUACCGGCCGUUGGGUUAGGGACGUGGAAAGCUCCGGCUCGGUUGGUGGGCGAUGCCGUUAUUGCCGCCGUGAAGGCUGGAUAUAGGCAUAUUGACUGUUCCAGAGUGUAUGAAAAUGAAAAGGAGGUUGGAGCUGCCUUGAAGCAACUAUUCUCCGCUGGAGUGGUGAAGCGCUGCGACCUCUGGAUCACUUCCAAACUAUGGUGCAGCGACCAUUCACCUGAUGAUGUCUCCAAGGCACUAAGUAGAAGUCUAGCCGAUCUGCAGCUGGACUACAUCGAUCUCUACCUGAUCCACUGGCCGAUCCGGACAAAGCCUGGGUCGCGUGGUUUCGAAGCAGAGGUCAUGCUCCCUCUAUCCCUGUCGGAGACAUGGAGCGCCAUGGAAGGGCUGUAUGCGUCGGGGCAGGCGCGAGCAAUCGGCGUGAGCAACUUCUCCACCAGAAAACUGGAGGACCUUUUAACGCAUGCCAAGGUGCCGCCAGCCGUCAACCAAGUCGAGUGUCAUCCUGCCUGGCAGCAGCCCAGCCUCCAUAACCUCUGCCACUCCACAGGCGUCCAUCUCUCGGCUUUCUCUCCGCUGGGAUCUCCAGGGUCGUGGAUCAAAGGAGAGGCCCUCGAGGAUCCCACCCUCGUUGAGAUCGCCCAGAAACUUGGCAGGUCCCCCGCUCAAGUCGCUCUCCGCUGGGGUAUUCAGAGCGGCCACAGCGUUCUACCAAAGAGCACGACCGAGUCCCGUAUUAAGGAGAACCUCGAUCUUUUCAGCUGGAGCAUUCCUCCAGAUCUCUUCUCCAGGUUUUCCAAAAUCCCGCAGGCAAGGCUACUCCGGGGCGACUUCGCCGUACAUGAAACGGGUCCUUACAAAAGCCUCGAAGAGCUGUGGGAUGAUGAAAUAUGACGUUCGGUGGAUCCACCAGUCGGCCAACCAAUGGUGGCGACGUUCAGUGC
Phoenix dactylifera (date palm) is the source of this 1010-nucleotide messenger RNA. RefSeq names its product NADPH-dependent aldo-keto reductase, chloroplastic-like. NCBI's taxonomy places the organism in Eukaryota, Viridiplantae, Streptophyta, Magnoliopsida, Arecales, Arecaceae. Gene Ontology annotation, molecular function: oxidoreductase activity. The record is from RefSeq and is a predicted model, not a curated record.